AUGUAUUGCUGUGCACGUGGCACGUUUCACUGUCAGUACAUGAAUGGAGUUCAAUUCGAGGCAUUAAAAACGAAAUACAGAACCGACGAGGACAUAGUUGUGCGAUACACGAUACAAGAUAGAGCAUUACCAAACGUCGAUUAUCAAUUCGUUUACGUGAGCAGAGAGAUAGAGAUCCUCGGGACCAGCUCCUAUUUCCGUUUCAUCCUGGCGCCGAAUUUUCACCCGAUCGUUCGAAACUCGAGUACACCAGGGCGUGAUGUUGUCAACAACGUUCGUCUACCUUCGAUCAUGUCGCCGUCCAGUAACGUGGGAAAAGCGAUCGGAUCUAGUAAAUCCAUCGACAAUAUCCAAUCCUAUCGUGUCAGUCGGGCAUUCGCGGAUCAGCGUCAGAGAACAUGUCGAUUUUGUUCGAAAUCGGCAUCGUUCACGACGAAUAAGGUACAGUUUCUGCUGUUGCACAAUGAGCAGUUAGCAGCGAGAGUGAACCGGUUGACUCGCGAUUUGGAGCUGACAGAGGCGGCUGUGAGGAGCGAAAAAAUGGCAAGAGCAGCUUCGAACAAAAGAUUGCAAGCUUACGAGACGUUCGUCGCGGAUAUGUUCAAAUGCUUGAACCUCACUGGGACUGUGAAGAUCAUGGAUAAAGCAGGAAGAGAGAUCAUCGUGCAGGAAGUGAAACGGAAGAAUCUACCACCGACGCGAGACGAGUCGGGUGACAAGUCUGUUCCAAUUCUGGAAGUCUCCAUGUCGAAUCGACCCUCUGCGAUGAAAGAGAAGAACGAAGAAACGAACUCGAACGAAGUGGAAAAUAUUCCUCGAGUAUCGAGUUCCUUCCGAGAAAAUAACAGAGUGGGCAAAGAUUGGGAGGAAGACGCAGAUUAUUCGAUGAAAGCGGAGAUAAAUACGAACGAGGACGAGAAAAAUUUGGAGAUCACGAUGUCGGUAGAGGAGGAAGAAGUUCAGUUCCAAAAGAAGGUUUCGUUAACGUCGAUAGAAGUGAGGGAGAGUCGUGAGAACCAUCGCGGUGGUUACGUAACGAAAGAGGCCACGGGCACAACAAACCAACGAGAAGAUACUAUAUACAGAGUCACCUGUAAUAUCGAACAGCCAAACUGUGUCGAGGACAAGCCAGAAGACGCGAAAAGCGGCAUCUAUGACAAGAAAAUGGCGGAGUAUUCCUCGGCAACCGUGAACUGCUCCAAGUGUUGCUGCGAUUGGCAUUUGAACGCGGCCAAGGCACAUUGCGAGAAUAAGGGAUUCGAUAACGAUAACUCGAAUGAUUGGGCGCUGCAAUGCGAAUGCGACUUGGAGGUGUCCGAUGACAUCUAUCGGAUGAUCGACAACUACGCGGAACCAAAUUGCAGUACCGUAGAACCGAUCAAGGGUGCCCUAUCCGCGAUUCUGAUCAAGGGCAGAAACGCGAAAUUCUCUGUCAUCAAGAAGGUGUCGCCGCGGAGGAAGUCAAGAUGCUUCUGCUCGCGAGCACGUGUACCGCUGCGUCGAAGCGUUCGGAAAACUGACUAA
Eufriesea mexicana is the source of this 1524-nucleotide messenger RNA. RefSeq lists its product as uncharacterized. Bases 1 to 1524 code for a protein of 507 amino acids. NCBI's taxonomy places the organism in Eukaryota, Metazoa, Arthropoda, Insecta, Hymenoptera, Apidae. The transcript has 9 exons. The record is from RefSeq and is a predicted model, not a curated record.